AUGAAAUCGUUCGUUAUCGUUGCCCUUUGCCUUUGCGUGGCCUACAACAGCUGGGCUUUGCCCAUUGACAGUGAAACUCAAAUCGCUUUGGAGGCUGUAGAUGCUGCCACAUCUGGAGAUUCGGAUAUUGAGCACGUCCGACAAGCUCGUCAAUAUUAUGGCGGUUAUGGAUUCGGCGGAAUAGGUUAUCCAGCCUAUGGUGGUUAUGGUGGUCUUGGUUAUGGUGGCAUUGGCUACGGUGGAUAUCCAGCCUAUGGAGGUUACCAAAUUGGUGGUUUUGGUGGCGGUAUUGCCAACGCCUAUUCGUCGGCAUAUUCUUCAGCUGGCGCCGGUUUCUUUAAGUAA
Molecule: messenger RNA, 345 nt
Organism: Musca vetustissima
Lineage: Eukaryota; Metazoa; Arthropoda; Insecta; Diptera; Muscidae
Exons: 1
Coding region: 1-345 (114 amino acids)
Source: RefSeq, a predicted model, not a curated record